UGGCGCAUUAUGUAGCCCUUCGCUGAAUGAAACUGGCCUUUGGUGGCGGACAUUGUGGCUCCGGGUAGCAUGCGUCACCAAGGAACGACCUCGCUCCGGCUCGAGCCCGAAUGUCGCCGGUUUUCUUGACGUUGUUGAAGAAGCACCGAACGUGAAAACAGCGCCAUUUCUGUCGGCGUCCAUGAUACGCGAUGCUACCGCAGCGGAUUCCAGAGCUUGAGCUCGGAACGGCAGCGGGAGAGAAAUAGCCGCUCCCCUUUCGCUGCCCCUCUCUACUUCAGCCCACGGCAGGUUGUGCCGGUGAAGUGAGACGUAGCCCAAAAAUGGACCCCUCCUACUGAGACGCAAACACAUCUUGUGUUUUGCUCAGCAGCAUAAGCCAUGCCUGACGAGUAGAAUAAUCCCUUUUUGCUCAAAGCAAUAAAAAAGAAGAAAAAAACACCUACUACAUGUCUCCCCAUGUAGUGCUCCUUCAGUGCAUCCUGCUGGAGUGACUGCCCCCUCUUCCAGAUAGGUCCAGCCUCGUCUGCUCUUCAUACCCUUUUCCACUGACCACCCAUAAUUACCCCAUCACAAUGCUGCUCCGCCUGAGAAUGGCCAACACCUGAGGUCCCAUGCGUCCAGUGAGCACCGAUUCAGACGGUCCUGCCCCUCCUGAAAACUUCUCCUGCCCCUACCCCUUUGUGGGCCCCCUGCCUGCCUCAGAGAUGUCCCUGCUCCAGUCGCUAGGUCCAGUACAAAGCUGGCUUGGCCAGGAGCUUGAGAAGUGCGGGAUUGAUGCCAUGAUUUACACCCGCUAUGUCCUCAGCCUUCUCCUGCAUGACAGUUACGACUACGACCUGCAGGACCAGGAAAAUGACAUCUUCUUGGGCUGGGAGAAGGGAACAGGGAAGAAAUGGGGUAAGAGUAAGAAGAAAGGAGGGACUGACCUAAGUCUUGAGGAAAUGAAGAAACAAGCCGCUGUGCAAUGCCUCCGCUCUGCAUCUGAUGAAAACUCUGGAAUUGAGAGCCUGGUUGAAGAGCUUUGCUCUAAACUUAAGGACAUCCAAAACAAACAGAAAGAGGAAAAACAGAUUCAAAAGAAAUCUGAUGGCCCUAACUCUCCAGAGCGAGCGGAGUCCCCAUCUUCAAAGGACCAGGUGGAAAUGUAUUAUGAAGCCUUUCCUCCUUUGUCAGAAAAACCUGUUUGUCUCCAAGAGAUUAUGACGGUGUGGAACAAGGCUAAGGCCUGCGCAUACUCAAGUUCAUCAUCCUCUGCAGCCCCACAGACCAGCACAGACACCUCCUCCCCAAAAGAUUGCAACAGUGAAGGUGAAGCUGCAAAGGAGAGAAAUCUAGAGGCCUGUACUGUCAAUGAAAGAGGCCAGCAACGACGAAGCAAGAAGGAGAAAGAAAAUCGAUAUCAUGGCGGCGCAGCAGCAGAGGAGAAAUCUACUGUCCACUCGAAAAGACAGACCAGACACAGAUCUGAGGGUAAAUACAGACCCAGAUCCUGGUCUUCAGGCUCGAGUGAGGCGGGCUCCAGCUCAAGUGGGAACCAUGGUGACACCAAGUCAUCCAGAAGCAAGGCAGUUAGAAUAAGGCACAAAUCCAGGGAGGCUGCAAAGAAUAAGAGAACACGCAACAGCGGGCAGGUGAGGCUGCAGGUGAAGGUAAUUGACAAAGAAGAGCGAAGAAACACCGGAGGGAGCAGUAGCAGUGCCACUGGAGGCGCUGCCAAACAACCACAGCUUUACAAAAAGGGGAAGAGGCCGCUAAAGGAGAUUCGUAAAGAGCCAGGGUGGGCGGAAGCAAAAGAGUUCGGAGUCGAGGCCAGAAACAAAAAGGAAUAUAUGGAGGAGCCACUUUGGUACACUGAGCCCAUCGCAGAGUAUUUUGUACCCAUCAGCAACAGACAAAGCAAGCUGGAAACAAAGUAUCGAAGCAAGAUGGACUCUCCGGAUGGCUUUGCCUUGUCAACUGACAUGGAGAGGCUGCCGGAGAGAAUCCAGGGGAUCUGCAUUGCCAAUGAGGGCUUCCAGAGAGCAUACCUAGCAGCGGGCUCAUUUGUGGAUGGGCACUUUGUGGAAGGGCCUGGUGAAGCAGAAGAUGAAACUGCUGAACUCACCGGGACCUCAAGCUGCCCUCAGCCAGAGGAUAACGAUUUAGAUGACAAGCAUCUGUCUGAAUUCACUCACUUCUAUGAAGUUGAUAUUUAUCAAUCCAUAUUGGAUACUAGUGCCUCAGACUCUAUACAAGAGAGUCGGAUCUUAAGCAUGAUUCGACAAAAAAGCAAAGAGCAAAGAGACAUUGAGGCAGAAUGUUGUUUAGUGUUAGAUGGCCUUGAGCAGCAAGGGAAAAGUGCAAUAUGGGAAGAUUCACAGGAAGCUUCUGGAUCUGUUGGAUUCCUAAUGGAGGAUCUGGAAAACAUGGCUCAAGUAUGGGGAUGUUAUUCACCAUCUACUUCAGAAGAUAUAGAUGGAGAAAGCUUCAUAGGAGACUCGCCCAUUCGCCUCUCCCCCCUUCUUGAUAGUGUUUCAUUCACCCUGAGCAAACUAUCUGGAAAUCUGGAGGAGCCACCGGUUCCUGAAGCUACCAGUGAACCAUCUGCUUUGAACUCGUCCUGCUUCUCUCUUUUUGAGCUGCAGUACGAAAGUCCCACGCUUCCUUUUCCCCGUGACUCACUCACCGUUGGUCACGAAAACAACACCGAUUCUAGUAGCUGUCUUGACCCACAUUCAAAUAAACAGUCUCGUUUGCUAAUAUGGACCAAAAAUAGUGCCUUUGACGAAACAGAACAUUGUUCUAACCUUUCAACGCGAACCUGCAGUCCGUGGUCACAUUCAGAGGAGACUCGUUCAGACAACGAACAAGGAAAUGCUGCGACAGAGGAAGCUGCUCAAAUUGGCAACAAAGAGAUUGAUCUCAUAAUCCCUCCUCUCUCCGGUGCUUAUCUAGAGGACGAAAUCCUAGAUUUUUUGCAAGAAGAGACUGGGCGCAAGUGCGAGGAGGUCAGCAUUAGCAAAGCAUCUAAUCAGACCUUCACCAAAAAAUCUAAAUUGGAGUCCAUUUGUGGUAUAGCUUUGGAAGAGGAUGAGAGUAAACAGUACAGCACUGGCAUGUUUUCAGACAAUGCAAACCAGAGUGAUGAUUAUAGCUCAGGGAUAAUAAAGGACAUUUGGACUGCAAUUGGAGAUGGGAAAUCUGUAAUGUCAAGGCAAGGAGAAGAAAAAACAAGCGAGGGGCUAUUCGCCGAUGAGUCCGGCGGUUACUGCUGCGGCUGUCUGGAGGUGCAGGCAAAAGGAGUUCCAAUUCAGGGAACUCAGAAGAAAGCAGUGCAGCGUUCAGAGUAUCACCUUUGGGAAGGCAAGAAAGGAGAACAGGAUUUAGCCAAAAACAAACUCUCAAAGGUAGAUGGUGCCGGGGAUUACAUGACUCCGUCCAAGCCCUGGGACUUGAACUCUGACAAGGAGAGCACGUCAUUCAUCCUCGGAGGGGUGUAUGGGGAGCUGAAGACAUUAAGUGGUGAUAAAAAUUGGGCUGUCGUGCCGCCGAGUGACACCCACGAUAGCCUGCUCCAGUGUGCCGCCGCAGCUGCAUCCAGCUCAGACAUGCUUACCAUCACUGGCACCGAUGUGUUCAUGAACACGAGCAGCCGCUUUGCCCCCGGGCACAGGCCCCUGUGGAGGCCUCUUGUGUCCUUUGGGCAGAGUGACAAGGUCAUUAGAGGAGGUGGAGAUGGAUUGAAUAAGGGAUUUUCUUUCAUCUUCCAUGAAGAUUUGCUUGGAUCGUACGGAGGCUUGCAUAGUGAGGAGCAAGAUUUAGACUACCCGUUCGCAUCCUUCAACCUAAACAAUCCCUUCUCUCAAGUCCUCCACGUUGAGUGUUCUUUUGAGCCUGAGGACAUGGCUUCUUUCAGUCCAGGGUUCAAGCCCAAAUCUAUUCUCUGUUCGGACUCUGAGACUGAAGCCUUCCACCCACGAAUAUAUGGCAUCAACCGGACGCAGUAUAGGGCCAUUCGCAUUUCCCCCAGGACUCAUUUUCGACCAAUCUCGGCCUCCGAGUUGUCUCCUGGUGGAGUAAGUGAUUCGGAGGCUGAGACUGACAAAGAGGAGAUGAGUUUUCCCGUCCUGGCGCCGGUGGACGUCUUUGAUGAUCCUCAGGCUGACCUAAAACCUCUGGAGGAGGAUGCAGAAUGUGAGGGUCCUUAUUACGGGAAGUCAGAACUGGAAUCUGGUAAAUUUUUACCCAGAUUAAAGAAGUCUGGCAUGGAGAAGAGUGCGCAGACUUCUCUGGAUUCACAGGAGGGCUCCAGUACCCUCCUGCCAAUUGCUGAGCAAGAAAUUUGCUUAGACUGUAGAACGGCAGCAGCUGCAUCACCCGCAGGUGGACAGACGGACGACUCAGUCAGCAAGAUUCCAAAAGAGGAAUCUUCAGGAGAAAAACAGUCCUUAUGUGCACCAGGAGGUCAGAUCCCCAAGUAUGGGAUUGCUUAUGACUUUGUUGGAGAUGUGCCAGAGUUCCCUCUGUUAAAUAUAAGUGGACAGGGAGGAACUGGCAACCAGCAAGAUGAGUGCUGGUGGCAGACCACACUCUGCUCCCCUCUUUUCCCUGGAUCUCAAUGUACAGGGAGCAGCAACAUUUGAAUACAGUUUUGCGGAGGACGGCUGUCUCCGAGAGGAAACCCUCCUCUCCUUUUGUGACCAGACCUCUACCAGCAAAGAUUCAGGGUCAUCUCAGAGCUGAAAAACCUAAUGUAGGCUAAUUUUCUGAGACCCCCCCCCCCCACGCACAUAACCCUGCUGGUUUUCAUUUACUAACUUAAAUCCAUGUGUAAUCAACAAUCAGAUCCACAAGAAGUGAGUAAAAAUAGGAAAACUCCAAAAAUAUGUUCUGUCUUUUGAGUGAUGCCGGUGAUGUGCGGACAUGCAUUUUAGAAUUUGUUUCAAUUGGUUUUUCUGUACACUGAUCCUCAUUCAAGUCUCGCAGUUAGUGAGUAGGGACGAUAUUUUGUUCUAUCCUCGUCAUUUUUGUUCCCACCAUUUUGCUUUUGAGCUAGGUUACUGGUAGUUGGUGGUGUCGAAUGGUUGUGCAUGUGUGUUUGUCCAGCCAGUCUCACUCCUCUUUUUCUAGUUGAACCUAACGUUGUGUGAAACAGCUGCAGUUGCAUCCUCUACUCUCUAUCUUGUGUUCAGAAAGACAACAUAAGAAUGUUGAGAUUUUGAGUUGUGUAAGAGUUUUGAGAGUUUCAUUGAAAUAGUUUGUUUGGAAGACAUUCUGAAUGUGAAGUAGAGAAUGUGUGCAGAUUUCUUUCGAAAAUAUCCAGAAUUUUCCCUGUGUGAAAAGUUAUCAUUAAUGAGUCUGAUUUUUGAAUGGUGAUAGUCUUUCAAAAAGCUAGUAGUAGACAUAGUAUGGUUUGUGAGGCUAAAAUAAAACAAAAUCCUUUAAAAAUAAGAAUAAUUAAAAAAAAGAAAAUCAAAAGGAGUUCUGUUUGCAAAAAUACUAAUUAUCUACUUGAAAUGCAAUGCUGUAAAAGAAUUGGGGUGAAAGAAAAAAAAAGUUUAUGUUCUGGGGUAAAGACCCACCAUGUAAAGACAUGACUACAGCCAUUUCUGCAGACACCUGUGUUGCAACUGAAUGAAACUUUUGUUUUAUUUUUUGUAAUUUCUACAGAACAGACUAUUGGUGCUAUAAAUAUGUUCAAAAAUCUUUUGAAGUUGAAGUUCCAUUAUAUAGCUGUGAUAUGUAGGUGACAGAGCCUAGUUUUGUUUGUUGUUCAGACGGUCAAGACUCCAUGAAUAUACUUUUGAGAAAAUUGUGAGAAGAGGAAGAAAGUUGUUGUUGUUUUUUUGCCUGAUCGCAGUUCUUCUAAAUGCGGCUUGGUUUUUAAUUUUUUUAAUUUUAAGGUAACCUUUAAGUUGUCAGGCCUGUAAAAGCUGAAGCAGGAAAAAAACUUGCAGGUAUUUAAAUCUCACAUUUUUCCACAUCUUUUUAGUUGAUUGUCACCAAGCAGAAAGGACAAACUCAGCAUUGAGUCUUGUUUAACUUUCCAUGCUGCAACUAAACCAACUUUAAACAAAAAAAAUGGCGGGGCAAUGUUCAAACCAAAAAACGUACAUGGCGUCAUUACACUAUUGUACAACUGCUCUUUUUUUCCCCCAUGUGGUGUGUUUAAAUUUUUUUGUUUUGCAAUAUAACUUGUUGAAAUACUGAGUAAUGUCUCGGUGUGUCAGCGUAGAACUUGUGAAGGCACUGGUUCAGAGUGAGUCUACGAGAACUUUAUCUCAGAGAAAUGUAAAUGUGUCUCUCCACACUCUCUAAAAUGCAAAGGCAUCAGUGCCCCAUGAAUUUGAAACAACUUGAUGAAAUGAGCACUGAAAACUGUUGAGUUGUGGUUUGCUGACCUUUUGUGUGACCUGUGCUUUGAAAAUUACAUUUUGGUAAAGCAUCUGCAGAUAUUUUUAUUUUUAUUUUUUAUUUUUGAACAGGUUUUGAGGACAGUAGCAGAGUGGGUUAUUUUUCUCAUACUUUUGAAACUGAGGCACAGAGUAACUAAAAUCAUCCCCCCAUUAAUGGAAAAUUAAAAAAAUAUGUCGGCAGCGUAAUGCACUGUUGCAGGUGAAGGUGUCACUAUUGCGGGCAUGGCUUUGGAAAUGGCUUCCUUGUUUGAGAAUGCAAAGAAAGAUUAUUUUUUUUCCAGUCCAAUGCCACGUUAAUUGAUAAAGGACACCCCAAGUAAUGGAAUGAAAGGUACUAAACUUCAGGGUCUUGUCCCCCUUUCUUUGACAGUCAUCAGACACUCAGGAAUUUUUAUAAGCAUAACUGCAUACUCUACACAGACCUGUGACAGUGCAUUGAUGCGUUAAUGUAUAACAUUUCUUUGAUUGUAGAGCAGUAAUUACUUACAGUUCUUUACAAGCAAACCACAGAGGCGACUGUUCUUAAUUUAGAGCUGUAGGUUUUAGGAGGAGAAAAAAAAAAAGAAGUAAGCCAUUGGAGAUUGCAUAAGCAAUGCGGAGGGGAAUUCAAAAGCCCAGAGUCCUAUGCAAUACCUUGGCGCAUGUAAACAUUCAACAGUAUACGAAAAGAAGUCAUUCAGUUAAUGUGCAUGUUGGUUACUUAUGAGCGAGGGACACCUGAGGAAAAAAAAAACAACCUGUGGAAUGUCUCUAAAAAUGCAGCAUGCAAAACAUCACACUCCAUCUAUUUACGUUGGGUUGAUCAAAGAUUUUGGUUUAAAAAAAAAAAACUAUGAGUGAGUGAGGUUGUGUGUGUGUGUGUGUGUGUGUGUGUGUGUGUGUGUGUGUGUGUGUGUGUGUGUGUGUGUGUGUGUGUGUGUGUGUGUGUGUGUGUGUGUGUGUGUGUGUGUGUGUGUGUGUGUGUGUGUGUGUGUGUGUGACACACAAGGCACUUACAUGGGAGUCGAAUGCAUCACACCCAUCAUUUAAUUCUUCCAUUUUGUUAGGCCGUGUUUAAAAAAGAAAAAAAAAAGAAAGAAAAGAAUGAAUGACAAUACAAUGCGAAAAAUGCAUUCAGUGGGGGUGUUAGCAUUUGGAACAACUGACAGAGUGGCUGAGUUUCAGUCCCACUGUGGUCUGAAGAACAUAUCCAGCACUGAAAACUUUUUCCAUCGUCUUUUCAUUCCCACCUGGAGGAUGCCCCUUCACCCUCACCCCCUCCUCCAUGUUCCGAAAAGCCCAUCUGUCCCGAGUAGAUGUGUUGUUCUGAUUUCAUGUACACCCAGAGUAAAUUAUUUUGUUUCAUUGUGGAUUUUUCUUAACAUCUAAUAAAGGAAUAAACCAAACCUGAA
This is a messenger RNA of Scophthalmus maximus (turbot), 7789 nucleotides long. RefSeq names its product KIAA0232 ortholog. The record is from RefSeq and is a predicted model, not a curated record. Lineage: Eukaryota; Metazoa; Chordata; Actinopteri; Pleuronectiformes; Scophthalmidae. The transcript has 8 exons. The coding region runs from base 615 to 4625 and encodes 1336 amino acids.